Schistosoma turkestanicum is the source of this 1937-nucleotide messenger RNA. NCBI's taxonomy places the organism in Eukaryota, Metazoa, Platyhelminthes, Trematoda, Strigeidida, Schistosomatidae. The record is from the annotation of a GenBank genome assembly.
AACUAACUAACUAACUAACUAACUGGUUGUUAGCCCAUUCAACCAGUGGAUUGAGAGAUGAUGUAAUGAGAACAGAAAAUGCUCUUGAACUUAUCAGCCAGCCGAUUGAUUGAUUGAUUGAUUAUCUCUAACAAUCUUGUUUUAUUUAACUCACAUGAGUUAGCAAUGAAGAAGCACGUAGCUCAGAAUAAACGUAAGAAAAAGUAUCUGAGUCAAAAACCAAUGGGAGUGGUAGUAAGUCAAUCAAUGUUGGGCGGGAAAAUUAGCCGAAAUCGAAAUGAAUUAACUUUACAAAAAGUACAAAGAAAAAUUCCUACAAACAAUAAUAAUAAUUAUUAUUUGACAAAAUCAACGGCUACUCCUAAUGAAAAAAAUAGAAUUCGAUGGGCAAAAGUAAUGCAUACCAAUGAAAUGUCUGAUUAUUUCCAUGUGACCGAACAAAAAAUGCAACAUAAUUCUGCGGAAUCAAUGCGAAAAUCACGUGAUCUAAUGGAAUCGGUGCGAGGCAAUGCUCGGAUUAAGAGGAAUCAAUUAAAAAGUGAGCAUUCACGCAAGACAAAAUUAACCAAUGAUUUAUCUAAAAGAACUAAUCAACAGAACAUGGAAAAUGUUCACAUUCACUAUCCACAAAUACAUGCUAGUUAUGAUGAGCAUUUUGGAGAGGAUGAUAAAAAAAAUGUAUCCAGUCAAUUGGAUAUUGAUCGAUUUCUUCUACUUCAAAAUCAAUAUUCCAAUAAUAACUAUUCUAAUCAGGAAUAUCCAAAUUAUAUGUUGUCUUCUCAUUUCAAUCAAGAUUUAUCUAAUGACACUAUGAAUUUAUUAACGCAAGUCUUGAAUCCUUCUUCUUCUACUUCUAAAACAGUCAAUUCAUCUACCAGUGAAUCAGAUCAAAAAUCUAACAAUAAAUUACAUUUAUUAAAUAAGCAAACCACUACAAUGGAUACUGAUGAAAUAGAGGAAUUUCGUCAUUACGCUGGUUUACAUCAACUCUCAGAUUUGUAUGUGUAUAAAAUGUUACAGAAUAAUGCGAAACAAGACAAAACAAAGAAAAAAUCUCGUUUUAAUAUUUAUAAAAAUCCUUUUCAAUCCAAAUAUUGGUAUCUAUGUAUCAUACCAUUGAUUGUAUGGUGUUUACUAGUUAUACUAUGGAUUUUAUCUGGUUUGCAAUUGAUGUAAAUCAAACUGUAUGAUACAGUUGCUAAAAAAUCGAGAAUAUAUUUUGAAUUCUACAAAUUCUACAAAUGAACAGCGCGUUUUUGAACUAGUGAACUUUGGCUUCUUUCUCUUAAAAAAACCAAUCACUGAUCCCCGACAUUCAAUGUUACAUAUUCAUUCAUUCACUCAUUACUUUAUUAUAGUGAAUCAAUGUUCAAUUGUUGCCAGAGAAGGUUCAUCGAUUUUUAUACUGAUUUGUUUUAAUACCACAAACAUUUGAAUUAUGAUGAAUCCCAGUGAAUUGGGGCGAAAUUUUUCAGAUGAACAAAAGACAAUCAAUUGUCCACAAACAUUAUUGAAUGCAUAAACAAUCGGGUAAUGAAUUCUUUUUUCAUGAAUUGAGAAUUUUUAUGGAUAUUCACUUAUACUACUACUACUACUACUACUAAUACUACUACUAAUACUUUUUCACUUUUUAUUACGACUCCUUCUAUAACAAGAACAUUGAAAGAAAUAAGGAUAUCACACUUUCAAUGAAAAAUUAAGAUUGCUGAUAACGAGUGAGUUGAGAGAGUGAUGCAAAACAACUCGCGAACAUUUUGUAUUGGCAUGCAUGAUUGACUACCUACUAAUAAACUGCCGAGUUGGUUUGUCUGAUACUGUAUGUGUUGAAGGAUUAUUCAACAUUUUAUUUUACAAACUAAAAGAAUAAAGGAAUUUUUAUUUUGAAGAGAAGAAAUUUUUGUGAAUAUUGAUUUUUUGUACAGAAUAUAAAAGAGUAG